AUGCUAGAAAAUUGUCCUAUUUUGCAGAUGUAUCAGCAGAAACAAGUCGAAUUGUUGCCUCAAUAUCAGCAAGCACAAACAGAUUUUGCUAUGCAGCAUUUCACUUAUUUUCAAUCACAUCAAUCAUCUCAACAAAAGAAAUUUGAUCAUCGUUCUCCACAAAGUAUCAGAAGUUGUGAUCAAGUUAAUACGAUUAGCUUGGUUGAUUUUUCAGAAGAUAGUGAUACUCAAAUGUCCCCAACUACAAAAGAUUGUUCAGGAUUGAGAAAUAAGAGAUCAUAUUCCGGUUCGGGGCAAACAAUAUCACAGCUAACGAAAGAACGAUUAAAAACAAUGAUUACAACUAAAAUGAAUCGUAUUCGUUGUGAUAGCGGUAAUACAUCACAAACAGCAACAUCAGCUACUUGGACCACAACUUCUCCUGCGUCAAGUGCUACAAAUUCAGCUUCACGAUCAAGCUGUAUCGAAGGUCAAACUUCGCAGCAAACUCAUACAGCUUCAUUACAAGGGUCAAUAGCUGUUUCAUCUCCGCAUUUUGAGCCGUAUUACAUUCCUUCUACAGUGCAUGCAUUGCAUGGAUCACUGCAGACAUCUGAGCAUCAGUUACGAAAAGUAAGCAGUGAACCGAAUUUAAAAAUGCGAAUUCGUGCCAAACUUCUCAAUAAAAGUGCUGGUCCAUUACAGUCACAAAACAGUGCUUUCACUUUCACACAAAGAAGCUCUUUCAGUGAUACUGCGAUGGACACUGAUGUUGGUGGCAGUACAUCAUCUGCUGGCUCACCGACAACAUUUCUUGCUUCGACUCCUCAUCUGAUGGUUCCUUCACCAUCCUUACCAAAUUUAACUUCGCCAUCACAAAUACCGAUGGAUAUGUCAGCAUUACUUACUCAAGCAUUGUAUUCACCAUAUUUUUCGAUGCCGUCACUCAUUGGAAGUAGUCCUUUGCAACCGUCUUUUUCACUGAUUGAUUCAGGGGAACAAUUGAGUAGUACUAUAAGCGAUGGAGCAACACGUCAACCAAUAAAGUUAGAUACACUGACUCAAAAUACCCUCUUAUCUCUAGGUGGGUAUCCUUCAUUACUGAAGCAGCAGUUGCGAGAUUUGGUUCUUAGACGAAAGUCAUUAGUCCGAGAAGAGCCAGAGGAUGAAGGAGCUUUAGAAGCUCAACUUUCAUCUCGUUUCCAAGGUGCUCCAGGCUUGCCUGAUAUGAACACGCAGUUGAAGACAGGUUUAGUUUAUGAUGCGUCUAUGGCUAGGCAUCAGUGCGUUUGUGGUAGUAACAGAAAUCAUGUAGAACACGGCGAGCGUAUAUUAUCCAUUUGGUCCCGCUUGCAAGAACGUGGUUUAUUGGAAAAGUGUGAACGAGUUUUUGCGCGCAAGGCACCACUAGAAAUGUUAAGAACUGUUCAUGCUUCGACAUAUGUCACUUUCUUCGCUGUAUCACCAACGGCUUGCCUUAAAAUGGAACCGUCGCAGUUACCUGUCAAAAGUUUUGUACAACUUCCUUGUGGUGGUAUUGGAGUUGAUUCAGAUACAUAUUUCAAUGAUGCUUCAACGCAGUUAGCAGCUCGCAUUGCUGUGGGUUCUUUGGCUGAAUUGGCUUUACAAGUAGCAGAAUCAAGGUUACGCAAUGGUUUUGCGUGCAUACGGCCUCCAGGUCAUCAUGCAGAAUAUGAUCAAGCAAUGGGCUUUUGUUUUUUUAACAAUGUUGCGAUUUCUGUCAAAUAUUUACAGCAGAGAUGUGCUGAGCAAUGCUUACGAAUAGCAAUAAUCGACUGGGAUGUUCAUCAUGGUAACGGUACACAAAUUUGUUUUGAAUCUGAUCCGUCCGUACUUUAUUUAUCUCUCCAUCGACAUGAUAAUGGGAAUUUCUUCCCUGGUACUGGAGCUGUUACUGAAGUCGGAAUUGGAGCUGGUAAAGGUUUUACGGUGAAUAUUCCUUUUUCUGGAGAAAUGAUGGAUGAUGCUGACUAUUUAGCUGCAUGGCGUGUUAUUGUCACUCCAAUAUUAAGCCAAUUUAAACCCAAUUUUAUUAUGGUUUCAGCUGGUUUUGAUGCAGUACAUGGACAUUCUCAAGCUUUAGGAGGAUAUCAUUUGUCGCCUCAGUUGUUUGGCUAUUUUACUCGUCAACUUAUGAACUAUGCGGAAGGACGAAUUGUGCUCGCCUUGGAAGGAGGCUAUGAUCUUGAAUCUAUUUCGGAAUCAGCAGAAGAAUGUGUAAAGGCAUUAUGUAAUGAAAGUCCUGAGACAACUGGAAAAUUGAGCGAUGAAGCUCUGAAUGCUCUUCCGAAACAAAGUGCGCAGGAAGCCAUACAGAAAGUAGUUGCGGUUCAUAAAAAACAUUGGUCAGCGUUAACAGCCACACAAGGUAUUGGUAGCAGUGAACUUCAAUGGCAAGCGGUGGCACAGAAAUUUGCUUCUUUGUCUGUUUAA
This is a messenger RNA of Thelazia callipaeda (thelaziosis nematode), 2433 nucleotides long. The record is from the annotation of a GenBank genome assembly. NCBI's taxonomy places the organism in Eukaryota, Metazoa, Nematoda, Chromadorea, Rhabditida, Thelaziidae.